Messenger RNA from Acaromyces ingoldii, 1480 nucleotides. RefSeq lists its product as hypothetical. The transcript has a single exon. Bases 16 to 1329 code for a protein of 437 amino acids. Lineage: Eukaryota; Fungi; Basidiomycota; Exobasidiomycetes; Exobasidiales; Cryptobasidiaceae. Gene Ontology annotation, molecular function: arylformamidase activity. The record is from RefSeq and is a predicted model, not a curated record.
UCGACCGACCGAGCGAUGGCGCCCUCUGCCUCCAAGGAAGAGCACCACCACCAGCACAGCAGCGACUCGUCGUCUGCCUCUGCGCGCCGGCUCGCUGCCAUCGCUGGCCAGCUCGGCAGCGUUACCUCGUCCUCGGUCCAGGUGCUCUCCUCGUCGCGGCGCCACCCUUCGUCGUCGUCUCACUCGUCGUCUUCAUCAUCAUCAUCACGCUCGCACAAGGAAUGGCGGCAUCUCCCCUCGUUUUCCUCCUUGCCGCGCGAAGGCGGCUUCCCCGGCUGUGCGUGGUCCGUCUGGGGCAAGGGCGACGAGCUGGGCACCGUCAACCUCCUCACCGACUCUGUCGUGCUCCGUACCGCCAAGGACGAGAUCCGGACCGGCCACACCGUCUCGCUCAACCUGCCGCUCCACUUGCCCCUCAAGCCCUUUUUCCACCGUAAAGCCCUCGACCACACCAUCUGGGGUAAAAAGGGCGGACGGUACCAAGAGGCGCGCGAGGCCGUGCGUGCAGCCAUGGGCGAGCAGGGCCACGCCGUCCAGAUCCGGGCCAAGGGCGAGGAGGCGGCCGUGAGCGACGAGGAGAUCCACCUCAACAGCCAGAGCGGCACUCAGUGGGACGGCCUAAGGCACUUUGGCCACUUGACCCUCGACUGCUUCUACCAGGGCGUGCCCCGUGAUGCGAUCCAGUCCACCUUUGGCACGCAGAAGCACGACGCAAUCGAGCCCGCCAAGGACACCGACAGGCUCGGCAUCCAGUCCUGGGCCCGCCACGGCAUCUGCGGCCGCGCUGUUCUUCUCGACGUCUGGGGCUACCUCCAGGCAAAGGCGGCCGGCGGGGGUGACUUUGUGCCGUACGACCCCAUGACGUCGCACGCCAUCUCUGUCGACUUGCUCCAGGAGGUCGCCCGCGCCCAGGGCGUCCGCUUCCGUCAGGCCGACAUCCUCCUCGUCCGCCUUGGUUUCACUCAGCGCUACCUCCGCGCCACGCCCGCCGAGCGCGAGCAGUGGGAGGCGCGCUCGGCUGCCGGCAAGGAGGAGCUCGCCGGCCUGGAGCAGGGCCAAGCCAUGCUCGAGUUCCUCUGGGACCACCACUUUGCCGCCGUCGGCUCCGACAUGCCCGCACUCGAGCGCUGGCCCGCACCCCGCGGCGCCACCUAUCUCCACGAGACGCUCCUCACCUUUUUCGGCAUGCCCAUCGGCGAGCUCUUUGACCUCGAGCGCCUCGUCGAGCACUGCCGUGCCACCAGGCGCUGGUCCUUUUUCCUCUCGAGCUGGCCUCUCAACCUCCACGGCGGCGUCGCCUCCCCCGCCAACGCCGCUGCUCUCUUUUAGAAAGAAAGAAAGAACCCCUCCUCCCUGCUUCGUCUCUGCUCUCCCUUCUCUACACAAAGCCAUACACACAACACACACGCAUUCACCAUUCUAGGUCUUUUAUUUUUGUUGAAACAAUGCCUCUAAAAGAAUGAAAAUGAAAAUGCUUAGA